Messenger RNA from Xiphophorus maculatus (southern platyfish), 2292 nucleotides. Its product is annotated as killer cell lectin-like receptor subfamily F member 1. Lineage: Eukaryota; Metazoa; Chordata; Actinopteri; Cyprinodontiformes; Poeciliidae. The transcript is spliced from 6 exons. Bases 160 to 990 code for a protein of 276 amino acids. The record is from RefSeq and is a predicted model, not a curated record.
CAGAAGGUUGGAGGAGCGCCGAGUCUUGACUGUCCGCCAGCUCUGUGAUGUCAUCAUGGAGGAGUGGGAAAGCUUUCCAGUGGCAGCCGGCGGAGGACAACUAUGCACAAAUCGUCGUCAUUCCUACUUUGAUUUUUUGUUGUUAGUGCGCUUUCAGACAUGCUGCAGUGUCUGCUGCUCAUCGGUUUGAUUGGGAGGCUGUGCAUGUCCCAGCAGAUGACAGCUCAGUGUAACACUCAAACUGUAGAUCUAACAAACUCCAAAUCCUCCCAGUCUUCAACUUACUCUUCUGACGACUACAGCUCUGCCAAAGCCACUGAUGGAAAUCAGUCGUCAUGUUCAAACACUCGAGAACUUCCUUAUUCUUGGUGGAGCGUUGAUCUGCAGGGUGUUUACGAAAUUUCCUGCAUCUCAAUAUACAACAAGAAGGCUGACCAUUCUGGUAUAUCUGGGGCAAAAAUCUACAUUGGGAACUUUCCACAGAACAACAACGUCAACAACAAGCUGGUUUAUAACAUCACCGACUUCAAUAUCGAUCAAAACAAUCUCUGCUCAUUUGAUCCGGUGCUGGGGCGAUAUGUGACCGUCAUGCCAGCAAACCCUUUAGUUCUAUGUGAAGUGAACGUCACAGGCAAAAAGAUAGAAUCUCCCUUUAAACUGAUUGACCAAAACAAGACCUGGGAAGAAGCCCUGUACUACUGCAGGGAUAACCACAGAGAUCUGGCCUCCAUCUUGGAUGAACAGAUGCAGACCUUCGCUGAGCUGGAGGCUGAGAAAGCCAACAGUCCCUUCGUUUGGAUCGGACUUCGCUACACCUGCACUCUGGACUUCUGGUUCUGGGUUGAUGACAACGUUGUAGAGUUUAAACGCUGGGGUAGGGAUGGUUAUAAAGAAGACUGUGACAUGAGUGGAGGCAUGGAGAAAGAAGGAGACCAUCGCUGGUUCAGCAAGUCUGACGAUGAAGAGUUUAAUUUUAUCUGUGCAUCAUAAAAAAUCAACUGUAAUGUGUGAUCAUAAUAAACCCGCUUCAGUAGCGUGUUUAUUAUGUUCUGGUAAUCAUAAAUAAGAUAUUACAUUUACUCAGUUACAUUUGCGUAAUACUGUAUGUUAUGAUCAGUCACUCAGUACUCGAGUAGCCUUCUUAUGAAGUAACUCUAAGCCUUCAAACUAGUCUUUGAAUUAAUAUUUUUACUUUAGUAAUGUCUUGCAGUUCUGCUGCUCUUAAUUCUUUACAACCUGUAAUGUUUUUAUGCUAACAUCAAAAUCACCUUUAUAUGUCAGAAUUUAUUAAAUAAACAGUGAUAUAAUUUUGUGCUGACUUUCAGAAUGAAGAAACAUUUUAUUUAGUCUUCAUAUGCAUUCUACUUUAUAAGUCCAGUUUCUUUUUUUUUCUUGGGAUUAGCAAAACAAUGACUUGAGCCCACUCUGUCAAAAUGAAAAGUUUGAUAUCGAAUCAAUUAUUUCAUUUAAGUUGUACACCAUUUUUAACGUGUUGUGAUUUAUAGAAAUUAUAAACUUACUUGAUUAGCUCCCUCUUGUGGUUAUUAUGUGCUCUGCAGAAUCCAACGUUGCAUUAAAGCUUUAGAGUUUAAUUCAUUUAUGGUGCGUCACACGCAGCAUCACUGCACACAGACAAAAGAAAGGUCCACUCCUACAUGUGUUUUAACUGUUAUUUUAUAGAAACAGGAUUCGUUAAACAGUACAAUCCACUACUCUCCUCCAUGAACUGAAACUUGGGGAAGGAACAUCACUCACUUCACGGAUUCGACACAAAACACAGACUGCAGGUUAGGUUGGUGACUAAUAUCUACAUCAGUGUUCACCUCACACAUACAGAAUACAUGACAGAAGUGACGACAGACACAGCCUGCAGUAUAUGUGGAGCUUUACGAUCAUUUUUGGUGGUAUGUUUGCAUUAUAAUCCCAUGCCACUUUCAUUUCAGUCAGCCAAGUCAGCCGACACAAGCCGCAUUGUGAAAUGUUUGCUCUCUUUUUGGAAGAUUACACAAACCUUUGGGGUCUCUCAGUCAAUCCCAGCCCAGCAGGUUCUCAAAUACACAAGAGUUCAGCUGAGUGAAAUGAAAGCGACAGUUUUAUGCACAAUAUGUCUGAGUGUAACAGGCUGCAGGUCAGUAGUUCAGUUGUCAGGCAAAAGGCCUCACACCUAAUAUCCGGUGCAUGCCGACUGCUCUCUGUGGACUUCUCUAAAUAACAGCAAAAGCCUGUGCUUGGUCUUAUAAAUCCCGCUGCUGCUGCUCUGUGGCUUCUGUUGGCCGGACGUUUGAGAAGUUG